Molecule: messenger RNA, 1729 nt
Organism: Austrofundulus limnaeus
Lineage: Eukaryota; Metazoa; Chordata; Actinopteri; Cyprinodontiformes; Rivulidae
Gene: fbxo15
Product: F-box protein 15
Exons: 10
Coding region: 397-1680 (427 amino acids)
Cellular component (GO): SCF ubiquitin ligase complex
Molecular function (GO): protein binding
Source: RefSeq, a predicted model, not a curated record
GACUGGAAUUGAGACACUGGCCCAGACAAAUUCUUGUUACUAGAGUUAAACUAAUAACUUUGCCUUGCCUGUGUUUUUGCCAAGUCACCCUGGAGCUCCUGUUAAGUUGUUAUCUUGACGAGUAUCUGAAAGAAGUUUUUGAAGUACUCACCUGCUGCCACGCCCUGCUCCACUUACCUGCCCUCCUGGAUCAUUACUCACCUCUCACCUCGUCACUUCUGGAAACCACUUACCUGCCACGGAUCCUGGUCCAGCUUCUGAGCACCAAGACUUACCUGAAGAACCUCCCCGAAGGAAAACAACUAAUUUCCAAAACAUUGACUGACCAACAAAAAGUCUUUGUUUGAAGAAGAAGACGUCCAGGACCAAAAUCUCUGACUGCCAUCUGAGAUUCUCAUGAAGAUCCUGUCAUACCUGGAUGCCUCGGCGCUCAUCUGCUUCAGCAUCACCAACAAGCGCUUCUGCCAGCUGGCCAAUGAUAAUGGUCUAUGGCACAAGUUUUACAUCGCUGAGCUUGAAAAGGAUAAAAAGUGGACACCUAAGACCACAGAUGGACCUCUGUCGAAGAUGCAGCUUCAGGAUCGCGCCGCUGGUUACAUGAAGCAGAUGUACUUUGAGAAGAGACUAACUCGUAACGUGAAAAGAUGGAAACGACUCCUCGGACACAUCAGCUGUCACACAGGUCUGCCAAGCAUAACGGAGCCAGUCCUCAGAAACUUGCGUGUCACCUGGGAACUGACAGUCACCGAUACGUCUGGACAUGAGUGUACUUUGGAGCUGAGCUGGUCCCAGUUCUGCAAGACUUCGCUGACACUGUGCUGGAGCGGAGGCGUCUCCCUGCCCCACUACGAGCACAUCUCCACCCUUCAACUCCACGGCGUCAGGAGAAUUGCCCUGAGCUGCCCCGGCCUGAAGAAUCCCGGCAAGAGGUCCCUCAUGGCAACGCUGGACAUGCAGACUCUAAGUGAAAGCACACAGGUCAUUGGCCAGGACAGACUGGUGCAGCUGAAGCUGUUACAGCCUGGAAUCCUCAUUGGUGUCUGGAAGGACCAGUGCUCCGUUGCCUUUAUCCUGUUCACCCUCCACUUCUACAGACUGGUAGAGAGAAGCAUUCAGGGGUCUUCUGAUUGUCCUUAUGUGGAGGAAAUUGUCAAAGCCCCUUUUGAUGACGUAGACCCUGAAUAUGGUCUCCAUGGUUACCAACUACACAUUGCUCUCAACAGCACUGAAAGCGAGCUCAUGUCCGAAAGAUUUCCUCAUCUCUUCUGUCGCAGAGAAAACAUUGUUGAUGGACUGAUCCAGCUGACUGCAGUUAGCAGAACGAUCUCAUCACAGCACAACACGCUGUCAGGUGACAUCAYCCUGCCCUGGAGGUGCGAGGCAUUGCAAGGCUCAGUGGAGAACUGCAGCAUCAUGAGUCUGACUCUGCUGGAYGAGUUCUCUCAGCCCCUGAAGUGUGUCAGUUCUCCUGUGUCCAUGGAGCUGGACUGGGCACCUGAUUCUUCUGGCUACUAUUACGACUUUGACGGUGACACCUACCGGAUCCACUAUCAGGACUCUGACAUCCAGGUGAAAAUGCAGCUCGUGAAGCUGAAAGAGAAGCGUCAGUUUAUCGUCAUCAGUUUAGACGUUUAUGUGAAUGUUUGUUUUGUCAACAAGCAUUUCGGAAGAAAUUACUGAUUCWAUGAGCAUCUUUGUGUUUCGCAAAUAAAAGUCUUUUUCUUUCAAA